Messenger RNA from Cercospora beticola, 1284 nucleotides. RefSeq names its product ribonuclease H2 subunit B. Gene Ontology annotation, cellular component: nucleoplasm; ribonuclease H2 complex. The record is from RefSeq and is a predicted model, not a curated record. Lineage: Eukaryota; Fungi; Ascomycota; Dothideomycetes; Mycosphaerellales; Mycosphaerellaceae. Gene Ontology annotation, biological process: RNA catabolic process.
AUGGCCAGAACUCGCGCAUCGAAGCCUGCGACAGGGAAGCAGAAGGACGAAGUGGUAUCGACGAAGCCGACUUUGAAGAAACUAGAUGCCCCAGUAGAAAGCCCACCACAAGUCUUCAUCCUGCCCAAAGAUGCAUCGUCUGGAGCACGCAUCGCGACAUUGGCAAAUCCCGCUACGCUGUCGCCCAACCGCUACUUUGUCUGUCCCGAGAAAGGCUUCUACGAAUUCACCAGGAUUGCCGCCCCCAAGGCACAGAAACGAAGCUGGCUGCUAGCACCGGAUCGAAGCGUGCAUGCUGAAGAUGACUCGUCUAAGGAUGACGGUUACGUGCUUCAGCAGCCAGACAUGUUUGUCGCCACCCCCAUCGACCCUCUGUUCCUCCUUCUGCCCGCUCUGGGAGGCGAAGAGACUGGCGGGCAGGAGUUCCUGGCAACAUCAGACUUCAUUGCCAAAUUGAGCGAGUCCUCGCCUCAUCUGCAGAGUCUCGUGCGAUCGAGUGACUCGGACAAGCUCGAACGCAUUUUUGAAAACAGGAUUGAAGCUGUGAGCGACUGCAUGGACAUGGGUGAUGAAAAGAUGUACGCCCUGUCACUGCCGAAACUGGUCAAAGAACUCGUAAGCAAAGCAAAGCGAAUGUCUACUCGCGGCCUGCCAGCGAGCAUGGAGGACCGAUUCGUCAAGCAGGCAUUGGACGUUCCCGAACUGAGUAUGAAACGGGAGGAGAGUGGUGUUAGCCUGGUCAAGGAGGACUCCACUGCUGGCGCUGAGAGCCAAUCCUCCUCUGGUCUGGAGUCGCAAGAAUCGGCCACAUCUUCGACGACGAGCACGAGCGUGGAGACGGCAGCGACAUCUGUAUCGAGCACAUCAACAAAUCCCGGAACUUCGGCAUUUGCAGACUUGCUCCGCGUACGAGUGGCGUUGAAUUUUAUUCUAACUUCAUAUGUCCUGCCGAAGAUCAAGAAGCGCAUAGAUCCCUUGCUUGAAGACGCGAAAACGACAGGCAUAGACUUCUCGCCUUUGGACAAGCAAUUGGCGCACAUUGCACAGCUCAAAAAGGACGCGCAGGCGCUGCGUUCGUUGAGUGACAAUAUAUCUCGGAAGCGUGCUCAUGAAGUCGAUGAGGAAGCUGGCGAGAAAGCAGCAGAGAAGAGGAGGAAGCAGGAAGAGGAUGAGAAGAAGAAAAAGAAUGUUAGUCACGGUGUGAAGAAGUUAGCAAAGGCUGACACCAGUGGUAUGAAGAAGAUGAGCAGUUUCUUUACUAAAGUGCCGGCGAAGAAAAAAUGA